Besnoitia besnoiti is the source of this 1704-nucleotide messenger RNA. Its product is annotated as putative DNA double-strand break repair rad50 ATPase. The coding region runs from base 1 to 1704 and encodes 567 amino acids. NCBI's taxonomy places the organism in Eukaryota, Apicomplexa, Conoidasida, Eucoccidiorida, Sarcocystidae. The transcript has a single exon. The record is from RefSeq and is a predicted model, not a curated record.
AUGGCUGUUCUCAGACUACGGCCCCUGUUGGCGGUGGCCGCGCUAGCGUUGGUGCCAUAUGCGCAAUCAAUUGGCUCUCGAGAUCAACCGCUGAAGACACAAGAAGAGCAGAAGCAAGGCAAACUGACGAUAAACGCGCUCUCAGAGGACAUCAAAUCUCGGUUCGACAGAAUCUUCAGCGACAAUGCACUUCUGCUUGAGUCCGUCCCGAAAGCAGAAUGGGGGACUUUGAAACGAGAAUGGGAUUCCGCAAUUGAAGAAUUCGGAUCGAAGGCAAAAGCGAAAAGAGAGGAACUCCUCGGUUCCAUCCUUCAGGCGGAGGAUCUGAAGGGAUUGCUAGGGGAACACCAGUUAGAGGACCUGCUGGAACGAUUUGGACUGCCAGCGCUUCUCAAUGGCGAACACGCUGGCCUUGCAAAUCUAGACGGAGAAGAGAAUCAAUUCGCUGCCGCUCUCGGAAGACAAGCAAACCGGGAGCGUGUGUCUACUUUAAUGAGGGCAUAUCAGAAGAGCAUCGUGGACCUCAAAGAAAACCUCAAGAAAAGGCUCGCAACGAAGGAUAGUCUCCAGAAUGCCGCCGUUUCAGCAAGAUUCAACAAACUACUAGAUGACAUCAGCUCCUCUCCCGUCAUGGGAGCGAAUACGCCACCGAGCCCCAGGCGACUUGGGGUUAUGAGCUUCCUGGAGAAGGCGAAAGAACGCCUGAAACUGACAACGUCGACCGCGAAGGACUCCUCAAGGAUUGCAGACUUCGAAAAUAGCAUUGAGGAACUCAAAGCGCAAAUCGCUGAGGACGUGGCGCGCCAGCUCAGCACACGCAGAAAGCCGGUGGAUCCAGAGUCUGUCGAAGCGGUACUAAAACGUGUCGGUGUAGAGGGACUGAUGGGACCUGCCAAUGACAAGCUUCCACAGCAAGAGAGAGAGGUGCUAGAACUGGCACAAGGCAAGCGCAUUCAAAUGCAGCGAGCUAAAAUCCAUUACGAGCGUGUGGCUGGAUCCCUAAAGGACAGUCUUCUAGCCGACCAGGAGUCACCCCUGUCGCCACGCACGAAGCAACGCGUGGAGGAAAUAUACGAGGAAGGGCUUCGUGGCAAACAGGGUUCCAGCCUCAGGAAGCUGUCCGAAGACAACGGAUCGCAGUCCGGUCCUGCGUCUGCAUCCCUUGCCGGCAUACAAAGAAAGGGGCCGAUAGAGAUUGGCACGCCUUUCAGUGUGACACCUGGCAUUGCUGAGGCCCUGCAGAACUUUGAGGAGCAAGUCUCAAGGUUGAUGGACACAACGUUUUCUAACUUCAUUAAGACUGAACAGCUGCAUGGCGUGCUCACGCCGGACGCCCUCCGAGCUGCCUUCCGCAAAGUAGGGCUCAAGAACAACGCAGGGGGAGAAAUUGCCUUGAGCAACUUGAAUCGGAUCACAAGCUGGAACGAUUUGGGUAUCGAUCAAGUUGUGGCUGGCAGACUGCAGAACAUCAUCGGGUUGGAGGAGUUUAUGAAUAAGCUUCAGGGGCUGCUACCCCAGAUGAACUCGAAACUCAAGGUUUUGAGUGCGGAACUGAAGCAACGGAUUGCUGCAGCGACAGAGAAACAUCUUGGGCCUGAAACCGAGGAGAGGUCUCUUGGAAACUGGUACGGCCAGGUGAUUAACCGCUUGGCACCCAGCUCGAUCCUGCAAGAGCACUCACCUGUGAAUACAGAUACGCCGUGA